Molecule: messenger RNA, 6343 nt
Organism: Echinops telfairi (small Madagascar hedgehog)
Lineage: Eukaryota; Metazoa; Chordata; Mammalia; Afrosoricida; Tenrecidae
Gene: MBD5
Product: methyl-CpG binding domain protein 5
Exons: 11
Coding region: 677-5848 (1723 amino acids)
Cellular component (GO): nucleus; chromocenter
Molecular function (GO): DNA binding; chromatin binding
Source: RefSeq, a predicted model, not a curated record
AGAGAAGAGGAACUCCCUUACAGGGACUCGUGAAGACCCUGAGCACCGCAGAUUUCCUGCUUCCACUACAUUGCUGGAUCUCAAAACACUUGUUCUCAUCCGUUUCUUUCCAGAAGGCUAUGUUGUUGGGGUUUUGAAGACAUGAAAACAUCAGAUGAGCCAACCUGCAACAACAUGGAUUCCCAGGGGCAGAGCGAGAGAAGCUUCAAAGAAUGUGGCCGAUAAAGACGGGUGGUACCUGGAAAUCAUAACUGACUCACACUGUAAAAAUGAGACUGGUUUCUAAACAAUAGAGAUUAUUUUAGGCCGCCAUCAAAGUUCAAGACAAAAUGUUGAAAUAAAAACUUUACACUCCCCACCCCUCCCUUCGGGCAGGUACCAGCAUUGGUGAAUUAUGAUUUUCCUUAAUCAGAAGCAUUCAUUUUUACCCAUGUAGACCACCUAUAAGAAUUAAAUAUCAGUUAUUUAAUGUAGACUAAUAAUGGGAAACUGAUUUAUCACAAUGGCAGAUUUUAAGGACUUGGUUCCAAACUGAGCUGAAGCUUCCCAAUGCGUUUUGUACCGUCUGGGAAACACUGUGCUGCGCUGGCCUGUCUUUGAAGGCCAUCAUGCCAUGUAAGAUAAGGAUAUCAUCGUAUUGCUGAUAUCUUUGAAGAGUCCCAAGCAGACACAGAAAAUGAAUGGAGGCAAGGAGUGUGACGGAGGGGACAAGGAUGGGUGUCUUCCAGCUAUACAAGUUCCUGUGGGUUGGCAGCGUCGAGUGGAUCAAAGUGGAGUGCUCUAUGUCAGUCCCAGUGGGUCUUUGCUAUCUUGCUUGGAGCAGGUUAAAACAUACCUGCUUACUGACGGAACAUGCAAGUGUGGUUUGGAAUGUCCUCUGAUCCUCCCCAAGGUGUUUAAUUUUGAUCCCGGAGCUGCUGUGAAACAGAGAACUGCAGAGGAUGUUAAAGCCGACGAAGAUGUCACCAAGCUAUGCAUACAUAAGAGAAAGAUUAUUGCAGUGGCCACACUUCAUAAAAGCAUGGAAGCCCCACAUCCUUCUCUGGUGCUCACCAGUCCUGGAGGAGGGACGAAUGCAACUCCAGUAGUACCUUCUCGGGCAGCAACUCCAAGAUCAGUGAGAAAUAAGUCGCAUGAAGGAAGUACAAAUUCUGUAAUGCCCGAAUGCAAGCAUCCUUUCAAGUUCAUGACUGGAUCAUCUAAUACCACGGGAAGGUUGUAUGUACAAGAACUGCCUGGGAGCCAGCAACAAGAACUCCACCCCGUCUACCCCCGGCAGAGAUUGGGCAGCAGUGAACAUGGACAGAAAUCUCCAUUCCGUGGCAGCCAUGGGGGCCUGCCCAGCCCAGCGUCAUCAGGAUCCCAGAUAUAUGGAGAUGGCUCAAUCUCGCCAAGGACUGACCCGCUUGGAAGCCCUGAUGUUUUCACAAGAAAUCAUCCUGGUUUUCAUGGAGCUCCCAAUUCUAGUCCCAUUCACCUGAAUAGGACUCCACUUUCUCCACCUUCAGUAAUGCUCCAUGGCUCUCCUGUACAGUCAUCCUGUGCAAUGGCUGGAAGGACUAACAUACCUCUUUCCCCAACCUUGACUACCAAGAGUCCAGUAAUGAAAAAACCAAUGUGUAACUUUUCAACUAACAUGGAAAUACCACGAUCGAUGUUCCACCACAAACCACCCCAAGGCCCACCACCCCCUCCUCCACCUUCAUGUGCUCUUCAGAAAAAGCCAUUAACAUCCGAGAAAGACCCACUUGGCAUUCUUGACCCUAUUCCUAGUAAACCGGUGAAUCAGAACCCUGUUAUCAUUAAUCCAACCAAUUUCCAUUCAAACGUCCACUCUCAGGUACCUGUGAUGAAUGUAAGCAUGCCUCCUGCUGUUGUUCCUUUGCCAAGUAAUCUCCCUUUGCCAACUGUAAAACCUGGUCACAUGAAUCACGGGAGUCAUGUACAAAGAGUUCAACAUUCAGCUUCAACCUCCCUGUCCCCUUCUCCAGUGACAUCCCCAGUGCACAUGAUGGGGACUGGAAUUGGAAGGAUUGAGGCAUCCCCCCAAAGAUCACGUUCAUCUUCCACAUCAUCAGAUCAUGGAAAUUUCAUGAUGCCACCUGUAGGACCCCAGGCCACUUGCAGUGGUAUUAAGGUUCCACCCAGGUCACCACGGUCAACAAUAGGGUCCCCAAGACCAUCAAUGCCAUCAAGCCCUUCUACCAAGUCCGAUGGAUAUCACCAGUACAAGGAUAUCCCUAAUUCAUUAAUUGCUGGAAUGAGUAAUGUACUAAAUACCCCAAGCAGUGCAGCCUUUCCUACUGCACCUGCCGGAAGUGGUUCUGUAAAGAGUCAGCCUGGUUUGCUGGGAAUGCCUUUAAAUCAGAUCUUGAACCAGCACAAUGCUGCCUCCUUUCCAGCAAGUAGUUUACUCUCAGCAGCAGCCAAAGCACAGCUAGCAAAUCAAAACAAACUUGCUGGUAACAACAGUAGCAGCAGUAGCAAUUCUGGAGCUGUUGCCGGCAGCGGCAACACUGAAGGACAUAGCACUUUAAACACCAUGUUCCCUCCUACUGCCAACAUGCUUCUCCCAACAGGUGAAGGGCAAAGUGGUCGAGCAGCACUAAGAGAUAAGCUGAUGUCUCAGCAAAAAGACUCAAUGCGGAAAAGAAAACAGCCGCCUACCACAGUAUUGAGCUUGCUCAGACAGUCUCAAGUGGAUAGUUCUGCAGUUCCUAAGCCUGGACCCGACCUGCUAAGGAAGCAGGGUCAGGGUCCAUUUCCCAUCAGUUCAAUGUCUCAGUUACUUCACUUGAGUAGCAAUAGUACCCCGGUUUGCGGGGGCUCAAAUACUGCUUUGCCUUGCUCUGCUAACCAGCUGCAUUUUACAGAUCCCAACAUGAGCUCCAGUGUUCUUCAGAACUCACUGGCACAGAACAUACCUCUGAGAGGGGAAGCUGUGCACUGCCACAAUGCAAAUACUAACUUUGUUCACAGUAACAGUCCAGUCCCGAACCACCGUCUUGCAGGUUUGAUCAAUCAGAUUCAGGCUAGCGGGAACUGUGGGAUGCUCAGUCAGUCGGGCAUGGCUUUAGGAAAUUCAUUACAUCCCAAUCCACCUCAGUCAAGAAUUUCAGCGUCCUCCACUCCAGUGAUACCAAACAGCAUUGUUAGCAGCUAUAAUCAAACAAGUUCUGAAGCAGGUGGCUCAGGACCAUCGUCCUCCGUAGCGAUAGCUGGCUCCAGUCAUCCGGCCAUCACAAAGACAACCUCUGUUCUUCAAGAUGGCGUCAUCGUCACCACCGCAGCCGGGAACCCACUGCAGAGUCAGCUGCCCAUUGGGAGUGAUUUUCCUUUUGUUGGCCAGGAGCACGCACUUCAUUUUCCACCCAACAGCACGUCCAACAACCAUCUUCCACACCCCUUGAACCCCAGCCUCCUCAAUUCUCUACCUAUCUCUUUGCCAGUGAAUCAACAGCAUCUCCUAAACCAGAAUCUAUUAAAUAUCCUCCAGCCUUCAGCAGGAGAAGGCAAGUCUGAGAUCAACCUCCACCCUUUAGGUUUUCGCAACCCGAAUGUAAACGCUGCGUUAGCUUUUCUCUCCAGUGACAUGGAUGGGCAGGUAUUGCAGCCUGUCCACUUUCAGCUCUUAGCAGCCCUGCUUCAGAACCAAGCCCAAGCAGCUGCCAUGCCUCCCCUGCCUUCUUUCAAUCUGACCAUCUCAGAUUUCUUGCAACAGCAAAAUACCCCUUUACCCUCAUUAACACAGAUGACAGCCCCACCAGACCAUGUGCCAAGCAAUCAGUCAGAGAACAGUCGAGCUGAGACCCUUUUAACCAGCCCCCUGGGGAAUCCUUUACCAAGCUUUGCAGGCAGUGACACUACUUUUAACCCCCUGUUCCUCCCAGCUGUCACUGGGGCCUCAGGAUUAAUGGUCUUGAAUCCCCAGCUGUUGGGAGGUGUCCUGAACUCGGCAUCGGCCAACACGGCUAAUCAUCCAGAGGUUUCCAUAGCAACCUCCCAGGCAACCACUACCACAACCACUACAUCAUCAGCAGUGGCAGCACUGACUGUCUCAACACUUGGUGGGACAGCAGUGGUGUCAAUGGCAGAAACAUUGCUGACUAUAUCUAAUAAUGCUGGGAACACAACGGGUCCAGCUAAACUCAACAGUAACUCUGUGGUGCCACAGCUACUUAACCCUCUACUGGGGACAGGUCUGCUUGGUGACAUGUCAUCAUUAAAUAAUACUUUGAAUAACCAUCAACUGACGCAUCUACAGUCCCUGUUAAACAACAAUCAGAUGUUUCCUCCAACUCAGCAGCCACAGCAGCUUCUCCAGGGUUACCAGAAUCUCCAGGCAUUUCAAGGACAGCCCGCAAUUCCUUGUCCGGCAAACAACAACCCCAUGGCUUGUCUUUUUCAGAACUUCCAGGUGAGAAUGCAGGAGGAUGCGGCUCUCCUAAACAAAAGACUGAGCAAUCAGCCCGGGCUCACAGCACUUCCGGAGAAUCCCAACACUACACUUGCGCCUUUCCAAGAUGCACCUUGUGAGCUGCCGCCGCGGAUGGACCCACCUCUUGGUCAGCAGGUGAAGGACGGCCUCGUCGUGGGUGGCCAAGGUGAUGCUUCCGUCGAUGCCAUUUACAAAGCAGUCGUGGAGGCAGCCAGCAAAGGUAUGCAGGUUGUCAUCACCACUGCAGUCAACAGCACCACUCAGAUCAGCCCCGUUCCGGCGCUGAGUGCCAUGAGUGCCUUCACCGCCUCCAUUGGUGACCCGUUGAAUCUCUCCAGUGCUGUCAGUGCGGUCAUCCAUGGGCGGAACAUGGGAGCUGUCGACCACGAGGGCAGGCUGAGGAAUGCAAGAGGGGCUCGGCUGCCCACAACUCUCGACCACGGGAAGAACGCCAACGAAGGAGAUGGGUUUGAGUAUUUCAAAUCAGCAAGUUGCCAAGCAUCCAAAAAACAGUGGGAUGGGGAACAGAGUCCUGGAGGGGAGCGAAACAGGUGGAAGUGCGAGGAAUUUUUAGAUCAUUCAGGCCAUCUACACAGUAGUCCUUGUCAUGAACGAUCCAACAAUGUCUCCACACUGCCAUUUCUGCCUGGGGAACAGCACCCAAUAAUGUUACCACCAAGAAACUGUCAAGGGGACAAGAUUCUGGAAGAAAAUUUCAGGUAUAAUAACUACAAAAGAACUUUGAUGAGUUUUAAGGAUAGACUAGAGAACACUGUGGAGAGAUGUGCACACAUUAAUGGGAACAGAGCCCGACAGAGUCGGGGCUUCGGGGAACUGCUGAGCACGGCAAAGCAUGACCUAGUCCUAGAGGAACAAUCUCCAAGCUCCUCGAAUAGUUUGGAAAGUUCUCUGGUCAAAGACUAUAUCCAUUACAAUGGAGACUUUAAUUCCAAAAGCAUGAAUGGAUGUGUGCAUAGUCCAUCAGACGCUAAAAGCAUUAGUAGUGAGGAUGAUCUAAGGAAUCCAGACUCCCCUUCUUCAAAUGAGUUGAUACAUUAUAGGCCAAGGACGUUCAACGUUGGCGACUUGGUCUGGGGCCAAAUCAAAGGACUGACUUCUUGGCCUGGAAAAUUAGUAAGAGAAGACGACGUUCACAAUUCAUGUCAACAAAGCCCUGAGGAAGGGAAGGUGGAGUCGGAGAAGCUGAAGACACUAACGGGAGGUCUGGAAGCCUACAGCCGAGUCCGGAAAAGGAACAGAAAAAGUGGGAAACUAAAUAACCAUUUAGAAGCUGCUAUUCACGAGGCCAUGAGUGAACUGGACAAAAUGUCUGGGAGUGUUCACCAAAUCCCACAGGGAGACAGACAAAUGAGGCCCCCCAAACCCAAGAGGAGGAAGAUCUCCAGAUAACAGGGACUUCUGCACUGAUGCACAGCAUUCAUCCAAUGGAACGUGUGCGGCAGCAUCUGUAUGCUGGUAUUUAUACCAUGGCCAAUAGCUACCACCGCCGCAGGGUGCUAAAAGAAAACAGUGAUCCAAUAUUUUUUGAUCAGGAAGGAUAAUGAAUGCUGGAAAAACGAAUCAAAAAGCCCCGAAAGAGGAGAGUGAUGAAUGGUCAAGCGCUUACUGAGAAACUCUUUUUCUAUAAUACUACAAUUGUGAUGAUACAAAAUAGUCCAAAUGUUUCUGAGGAAUUUUCAAUGUUGUAUAGAGAAAAUACAGAAUUUCACGGUGAUAUCAGAGCUGUAAAUAUUGUACAAUAUUGUCAUGUACAAGCGUACCUAAUGCACACUUUAUCUUUUAUUGUACAAAGAAAUAGUGUACAAAAUUCUUUGGUUUCUAUCGCGUACACCUACCAGAGACUACCAGUGUAAAGUCAUAAAUAAAAAUACAACCUAACUGCUU